Messenger RNA from Phycodurus eques (leafy seadragon), 1878 nucleotides. RefSeq names its product ring finger protein 170 (gene rnf170). Lineage: Eukaryota; Metazoa; Chordata; Actinopteri; Syngnathiformes; Syngnathidae. Gene Ontology annotation, molecular function: ubiquitin protein ligase activity. The transcript is spliced from 7 exons. The record is from RefSeq and is a predicted model, not a curated record. Bases 284 to 1093 code for a protein of 269 amino acids.
CAAGACGCUUGUAGGUAGUAGCCAAUAGUAGCUAGCAAGUCACUGGUUCUUUGCGCUAACACAAAACCAAUUUCACUAAAUGUGAACUAUUUUUGUCUACGAGGACUUUGGCUAAGCUUAGCCACGAUAGCAGUAACGCUAACGUCAUGGCAGACCGCAUUUACUGGCGGACAAUGUCUAAUAAACUCAGAAAGUAACGUCUUUAAAGAUAAGACUCCUGAGAUAAUUUAUUGCAGUGGCACGAAAAGUAAUGGAGGUAAUGAGUGGGUUAUGAGUGUGGGUGAUGGAGGACAACCAGUGUGGGGACGUGGACUAUCUCAUCCAAGAUGAAGACACGUUUAUAGAAGGUGUCAGCAACCAGGUUCUGUUUGUUGUGGUGCUCACCAUCACCUUCCUGGCAGGCAUCCUCACUCUACUGUGUAGAGAGGAGCAACAGCACAAUAUUCAUCCUGAGAAUCAGGAGCAUGUUCGAGCUGUCCGUCAGCAGCUACAAACAGAGCAGGAGGAAAAUCCCCAGCCAGAAGCCAGGCAGCAGUAUUAUCGAGACAUGUCUUGCCCUGUGUGUUUACAACAAGCUGUUCUACCUGUUGAGACCAACUGUGGUCAUCUUUUCUGUGGUUCCUGUAUUAUAGCCUACUGGAGGUAUGGCAGCUGGUUGGGCGCCAUUAACUGUCCCAUAUGCAGACAAAUGGUAACAUUGCUGUUCCCGCUGUUCAAUGACCAGGCCGCUCCUCAGAGGGUCCUGGAUGGCGAGGCAGAACCUCAGCUCAUCUUAAGAGACAUCAACGAUUACAACCGUCGCUUCUCAGGCCAGCCGAGAUCUGUAAUGGACAGGCUACGAGAUGUCCCCACGCUCCUUCGCCACGCUUUCAGAGAGAUGUUCUCCAUGGGCGGCCUCUUCUGGAUGUUCCGAAUUCGAAUUAUUCUUUGCCUCGUCGGAGCCCUCACCUACCUGGCCUCACCGCUAGACAUCCUCCCCGAGGCACUUUUCGGCCUGCUGGGAUUCAUGGACGACUUCUUCGUCAUCCUCCUCCUCUUUGUCUAUAUCUCGAUCAUGUACAGGGAGGUGGUCACGCAGAGACUGAACGGCUAGGACGCAGCUCGCCAUUAAAGACUCUCCUGGAUGGAGGUAUAUGGCCGAGUGAAUUAUCAAAGGGAAGAUUAUCAACACUGCUGAUUUGCUUUGCUUCUUUGGUAACUGGUGCGCUCAAAUCUUGAGCGAUGGGGCUUUAGUAAAGGUUUAUUCUGUAGAGAUCACAGAACAUUUACUGUAUUUCGUCAACUAGCGGCCUGGGGUGUCUUGUGAUUUCAACUUCAGUCCCAGGCACAACUGAAUAACAAGUUAGUUCAGUUUAGUGGUCAGCAUGUCUGCUUCUCAUCUUGCAUGGGUUUUCUCAGGCUUCCACCAAAACUUGCAUAUUAGGUUCAUUGAAAACUCUAAAUUGUCCAUAGAUGUAAAUGGUAGAGAAAAUAGCUGUCUAGUUUUUUUUUGAUGGGUUUGUUCUGAGGGUACAAAAGAAGGUGUUUCUAUGAAGUUUAGUGUUGAUUUGUUCAAGUGGGCCAAUGCACCAAGUGAUUUAUUGAAAGACGGUGUCUCGGCUGUUUAUUGAAGCAUUGUUAAUUAGAGGGGAGACCACAAUUUGAGGAAAUGCGGUAUUAGCAUAUUGUUUUGGACAUUUGUGUUGUAUGAUGAGACCUUGUUUACAGUGGAUUCAAAAACAACAAAAAUGGAUGGUACUGGGGUUGUAAAUUUAUAGAUUUGGCCAAUUUAAAGAAACGAGGCAUCAUUGUGUGACUCUUACAAUCUGUUAAGCGAAGUACAUUUGUUGAUUAUGUUGAAUAUUAAUAGGUAAAAUAAAAAAGUAUUCUUCUCAGUCA